AUGGCGACCUCGCUCAAUAACCCGACGCCUGGCACCAUCAAUGCUCUGCUGGGCAAGCUGAGCGACGCAGAUCCCGACUUCCGAUUCAUGUCCUUGACGGAUCUGAACACUAUCCUUACCAAGCAGAAGCCCGAUUUCUUGCAACAUGACUACAAUACCGCCUCACGUAUUGUGGACGCCGUCAUUAAGGCAUUGGAUGAUCAGAAUGGCGAGGUUCAGAACCUAGCUAUCAAGUGCAUCGGUCCACUGGUUUCUAGAAUUCCCACCACGGUCGUUGCCCCCACGCUUGAGAAGCUCACCAUGAUCAAGAUGAAGAACUCGCCCGACAAUUCCCUCCCUUCUCUGGCUCUCCGAAGUGCUAUCUCGGCGUUACCCAAGCCUGUUCGCGGUAUUGCCCCCACGAGAGAGGUGGUUGACACCUACAACAUCAUAAGCCGUGUCCUGAUCCCGCGCAUCCUUGGCUUCUCCACUACUUCGAAUGCAUCUCGGCCCAUGGCCGGUGAACCGCAGGGACUCCUCGACGAGAAGAGUGAGGUAACCUCGGAAGCGGUUGAUGUCCUGAUUGAGGCAGUACGGUGCUUUGGCCCCUUGUUGCAGCCCCUCGAGGUUGAGAAGUUGCAAGAUGUCGUCGUACACGUCCUCGAACGAGACGGCACCUCGUCACCUGUGAAGAAGCGCGCUGUCGUCGCUCUCGCCAUUCUCGGUCCCUAUCUUUCUCCUGAGGUCUUGAACGGGCUUAUCAACAAAAUCAAUACGGCAUUGCAACGUCCAAAACUUCACCCUGUAAUGCUGCGGCUUUACAUCAACAUUAUGGGCUCGCUUGCCCGAUCUAUUCCCCAUGAAUUCGGCGAACACCUACCCACACUCCUACCCUUCAUCUUGAAGACGCUUGGCCAGGACCAGCUCCAAGUGCAGUUGGAGGCUGUUAGCGAAGGCAAUGACCAAGCCUCUGUUGAGUUCAACGAGGUCCGUGAAGCAGCAUUGGUAGCUCUUGAUGCCUUCCUUGCGUCAUGUGGCACCCAGAUGCGCUCAUUCACUGAGGAUGUCAUUGCUUGUUGCCUUCGAUAUCUUAAGUAUGACCCCAACUAUUCGAUGGAUGAAGAUGAAAAUGAUGACGGAGAUGACGAAGAAUAUGAGGAUGAUGACGAAUUCGGGGAUGACGCAGGCUUCGACGACGAUGACGAUGCAAGUUGGAAGGUCCGGAGAUGUGCAGCAAAGACCCUCCACACCCUCAUUUCCACUCGUAGCAGCGAUUUAUUGGAUAAGGGAACCUUAUAUUCUGAGGUUGCUUUGCCACUUGUGAAAAGAUUCGAUGAGCGAGAGGAGAGCGUGCGGCUGGAGGUCAUUGGAACCAUGGCUCUCCUUGUCCGAAAGACCGGGGAGGGCGUUAUUCGGUCCUUAUCUGCAGAUGAACAAGACUUGCUGCAAUCGCUUCCAGAGAGUCGCAAGCGACGGAGGCAAAGUAGUGGUGGAGUCACUAUGACAAGCAAGGCGCCUUACUUGGGCGCGACCGGCUUGACCUCCCCCGCUCGAGAGGAGGUGCCGUCGACAGGGCCACGCGCAGAUCUGUCCAAUAUGACGCCCUCCAUUGUGAAGACUGCGACGAAACUGCUCAAGGGCAAGCAAAUUCCUACCAAACAAGCAAUUAUCAACUUGCUCGACGACUUGAUCUCGGUUCAGCAUGGUGGUCUCUCGGAAUACUUCGACGUGAUCAUGCAGCCCAUCAUUGAAGCCACAAAAGUCUCUGUCGGGGCUACGGGUUCAACUUCCACAACGCUCUCUGGAGGCGCGGCUUCGGCCACUGCUACCACGCUUCGUGUUGCAGUGCUCGCCUUCAUCAGUGACAUAGCAAAGACGCAUUCGUCCAACUUAUUUCAGCAGUACCUGUCCAAGAUCGUAGCUGGCGUUGUUGCUGCAGUACAAGACCGGUUCUACAAGAUCUCGAGCGAGGCCAUCAGAACUGCCGAGGAGCUGGUCAAGGCUAUCACGCCUCCGCGUGCGCGGCUCACAUCCAAGGCCAACAAGCCCGAGUUGCACAAGCUAUACGAUAUCAUUAUCGAUCGGACCGCCGCCAACGAUGCUGAUGUCGAAGUCCGCCAAAAAGCCAUCCAGGCGCUGGGCACGCUCCUGUCAAGAACUUCGACUCAUGAUGGACUAACUCUCCUUCCAGCAGACAAGAGACAAGCGGGUCUCGCUUUGCUUCUGGACCGGCUGCGCAACGAGACGACCCGUCUUUACGCAGUGCGCGCUAUUGAUAAUGUCGCGGCACACUCGUCUACUGUCGGGAGUCUAGAUCCCGCAUGGAUUCAACCUGUGGUACUGGAGCUUUGCGGACAGCUCCGCAAAUCACAUCGUGCCCUUCGGGGUGCCAGUGUCCAGGCAUUAAAGCAUCUCAUCACAUCUCCUGCUUCCAAGGGCAAUCUUUCGGCCGACACCAUCAGCGGAGUCGUCAUGGCUAUCCAACCCGUCAUUGCGGCUAACGAUAGCCAUCUUCUUGGUCCAGCACUACUAGUACUCGCCCAUUUACAGCAAGACAUUCCGCAACUCAUCUCAUCCCCCAAUCUUAUCCCGGGUCUCUGCGAGCUUCUCAAGAAGAACAUAGCGGGAUCCGCGCUAGAUUCGCUGAUUGCAUUUGUGAUUAGUGUUGGUCAGGCUGGAGUUGGCCAGCCUUUGAUGCUCGGUGUCUUGAAUGUUGGCGUGGCCGGUGACCCCGCCGUGGUGGGCAAGGUCGCUGGAACACUAUUUGUUGCAAGUAAUGGGAGCUCGGGAGUCGACAUAAACAGCUUCAUCAAUGAGCUGCGUGCCUCGAGUAAAGCCCAGGAUACUGCCCGUCAAAGUCUAGCACUGGCUAUUCUAGGAGAGAUUGGCCUUCGCCUCGGAGCUCAAUCUCCAAUCACACCAGAGAUUUUCUUGAAUGAGUUCAACGAAGAGCCUGACAAGGUCUCCAUCUCUGCUGCCGUCGCCCUUGGACGCGCUGGCGCUGGCAAUGUGUCGGUAUUCCUCCCUAUGAUAUUGAGCGAGAUUACCGAGGGAGGCAGCCAGAUGGACGAGAAUGCCGGCCCAAAGCAACGCAGUAAGCAGUACCUGCUGCUUCAAUCCAUCCGCGAAAUUUUGCAUCAGGUUGUCGUUUCAUCUACAGACAUUGGUGCCUACGAAUCGACCAUCUGGGAGCUGCUUUUUGCGGCUUCGCAGACCGAAGACAACAAGGCCAUCUGUGCUGAGUGCAUUGGUCGAUUAGUCAUUAUCGACCCAAAGACAUACAUUCCGAAGCUUCAGGCAUUAUUCAAGAACCCCUCCACCGAGUUUAGGGGUGUGGCCGUCCAAGCGAUUAGAUACACGCUACCAGAUAGCGAUGAGUCGUUCGACGCCUUGUUGAGAGAUGUGCUAUUCGAGAUGCUCCUCACCGUCCUCCAAGACGAGGACAUGGUGAUCCGUCGUCUGGCGAUGACGACUCUGAAUUCGGCCGCCCACAAUAAGCCCGACCUCAUCUUGCCCCACCUGGGACAGCUGGUGCCUUAUGUAAUGACGGAGUCCGUGAUUAAGCCAGAACUCAUUCAUGAAAUUCAAAUGGGUCCCUUUAAACAUCAGGUUGAUGAAGGACUUGAGGUUCGCAAGAGUGCUUACGAAACCCUGUAUGCGUUAAUGGAGACUGCGUUCUCACGCAUCAGUUCCUUGGAGUUCUACGAUCGUGUUAUUGCUGGACUUCGGGAUGAGAACGACAUUCGGUCACUGUGCAACCUGAUGCUGAGCAAGCUGAUUGUCAUCGAUCCUGACGAGACGACACGACGCCUCGAUACUAUUGCCGAAUGUUAUCGCAAGAUUCUUUCUACUAAGUUGAAGGAGGGCUCCGUCAAGCAGGAGGUGGAGAAGCAGGAGGAGGCCAACAAGUCAGUGCUGCGUGUGACGCUUCUUCUGGUGGACAAGACCAAGACGACUCUGCCCGGCGCUAAUGUCGUGGGCGCGUCUAACCAAGCACAGCAGCCUGUCAGCAAUCCUGUGUGGCAACAGUAUUGGGAAUGGGUCAACAAGGACUUCGAGAGGCAGGUUAAGAGCCUCCGCGAGGAAAGCAAAGACCUGGUCUAG
Pseudomassariella vexata is the source of this 4083-nucleotide messenger RNA. Its product is annotated as armadillo-type protein. Gene Ontology annotation, cellular component: nucleus. The coding region runs from base 1 to 4083 and encodes 1360 amino acids. The record is from RefSeq and is a predicted model, not a curated record. NCBI's taxonomy places the organism in Eukaryota, Fungi, Ascomycota, Sordariomycetes, Amphisphaeriales, Pseudomassariaceae. Gene Ontology annotation, biological process: protein ubiquitination; SCF complex assembly. The transcript is spliced from 4 exons.